AAAUUUCUCCCCCUUGGUUAUUUCAAUCACAUUCUAUUUUAUUAUAUUACAAGAUAUACAGUCUGUGAGAAAGCGGGGCGGAAAAUUUUAUUUAGAGGAAAGACAUUGGUCAAUUUAGAUAAAACUGGUCUCAGAAAGUUAUGUAUCUGUUUCUCAAAGAAUGCCAUAGCCUUCCAGGUAUGGAAAUUAGCUGAUGUAGAGGAUAACAUAUAUAGCACUAUUUUAGAAGAGCUAUGUAAAAAGAUUGAAGAGUUAAAGAAAAAAUUAAGACAGAGCAUAUCUUACGACAUAAAAGCAAAAUGCAGCAAUGGUGACUACUCUAACAAAGAAGGCAGAAUGACCUUUAAAGAACUAGAUGAAAAGUGUGAAAAUGGACACUACUUGUGUCCUGAACAUAAUGAUAUACAUAGUAAGGACGACGUAGAGAAAACCUGGUUACAACAUGCUGACAUAGUUGAAAAGAUUUCUGAUGACAGAGCUGAAAUAAGCACGAGGGAGGAUGAACUUAUUCCAAAAAAUGAACCAAACAAAGAAGAAGCAUUCACUCAGGAUCAAACAUCUGUCAAAACCAACCUUCCUGUUUCUGUCACUUUACGUCAACAGUUUAAUAUUAAAAAGUCUAAGAAUAAAAAUCCGACCAUAUUUAGCUGUACCAAAAUAGACAAUACAUUAGUCUUUACCGACUACAGGAAUAACCGACUUAUUAUUUGUAAUUCAGACGGUACUUAUAUCCAUCACAUUCAUCUGUCCUAUCAACCAUUUUAUAUGACAGUGGUAAAUAUUAAUACUGUAGCAGUAUCCUGUGGACAUGCCAGAACCAUACUGAUAAUAAAUAUAUCUACAGGUUCUGUCACCAGUACAAUCAACACCAGUGAUAACUGCUACGGAAUAUCAUAUAAUGAUAAUAACCUGUACGUUGUUAUUGAUAGGAGUAUAAUACAUGUGAUGGACCUGACAGGUAAAGUAAUACGUACUAUACCGGCACCUUCAUACGAUAUCUGGGACAUUACAGUAGACAGAGACAGGUUGGUCUGUAUAGACGAUUCAUCAAUAUACUGCUGCUCGUUAGAUGGGAAACUAAUUUGGAAUUUUAAAAAGGAUAAAUUUCAAGAUUUACGUGCUGUGACAACAGAUGACGAGGGGAAUGUUUAUGUGACUAGAUGUAAGACCGACACUGUAGUAAUUGUAUCUGAUGAUGGUCAACAUCAAAGAGAACUUUUUACUGAAUCAGAUGGAUUGAACAAGCCGUGGGGAAUUUAUUUUGACAAAAAAGAUAAAAUUCUGCUUGUAUGUAAUGAUCAUGAUACUUUUCUUUUUGACGUAAAAUAGAACGAAAAUAAACAUGAAUAAAUCUUUCAGACAAUGAGUUUAUUCGGACUCGGAUCUGUUUGUGUAUAUAGUCAUUCACAAUAACUUAUAUUUAUUUUUGUUUUCUUUACUAUCAAUUACUGAUUAUCAAUCUAACUUAAUUAAUUGUCAUGAUCUGUAUCAGUUGUAUUCCGUAUUCAGACUAAAGACAAUAUUAACAAUUGUGUGAUAAACGCUUAAAUUUCAUGUGCGACAACAAAUCAACUUUAUAUGGAAA
This is a messenger RNA of Mytilus californianus (California mussel), 1585 nucleotides long. RefSeq lists its product as uncharacterized. The transcript is spliced from 3 exons. Lineage: Eukaryota; Metazoa; Mollusca; Bivalvia; Mytilida; Mytilidae. The record is from RefSeq and is a predicted model, not a curated record. The coding region runs from base 337 to 1329 and encodes 330 amino acids. Gene Ontology annotation, molecular function: protein binding.